CCACUCCUCCAUAAACCCAAAAUACUCUCCUAUUUCCCUCGCAAUCACGGAAAUCUAGCCCCUUCAACUUCCAACCACGUUCGACGUUCAUAAGCUAUAAAUAAGACUCCUCACAAAACCCUUUUCUCCGCCCAUUAAACUCCCCCUACUCCACCCAAAAUAAUGAAAUUCCCUCGCAACUCCUCUACUAUAACAUGAUCAAUAUCAUAUGAUAUGAAGUAUAUUAUUUCUCGUCCAUUAUUUUUAGUAUGUUCCGCCAAUACUAGCCCUAUAACUUGAACCCUACUAGCCGCAUCCUCUGACGCUAACAAGCCGAAGCCGAAUCGGGUUUUCUCCACCAUCUCCGUGCAUUAUCUAGCCACCGUAUUCUGAGUUGUUGAUAAUCUAAAAUGAAGAAGUGCAGUACUGGAAAGAAGGAAGGACACCAAGGUUUGUUAGAAUUGGUGUUUACGUGGCCAAUCAAAGAUGUCAUCAACCAAAAUCUCUACAUUAACAAGGUAAAUGAGAUAUCAGAGACGUUCACAUCAACUGCUGAUUACUUAAACUCAUUCAAGGUGCCACUUAUCGAAGAGACACGGGCCGAUUUCUGUUCUGGCUUGGAAUCAGUAGGUCAUGCACCAGCAUGUGAGAUAUCUGGGAUUUGGUUGUCUAAGAAUUAUAGGCCUCCUAAGAACUUGUACUACGAAAUUUCGACCAAAAAGAUAAGUAGUGAUUAUGUGAAUAAUCAUGGCCUGCAUUAUGAGCCAGAGUCUGGGGAUAUUUUUGCUUUAACAAACCUGAGGCCUAGAAGUAUUGCAGAUCUAAUCAAACCAGAUAAACCACUUCAUUUUGCAUAUGUCUCGAGGUCGUCAGAGGAAAAUGAAGUUAAGAUGGAGAUAUUGUCAUCAGAGAAAAUUGAUCGCGAACUAAUAAAGGCGAAAAAUGGUAGAAUUUUCAUUACAUACUUGAUGAACAUUACAACCAAUAUGAGAAUAUGGAAGGCAUUGAAUCCUGAUCCUAAAAGCAAAAAUCUGGGUUUGAUUCAGAAGGUGUUACAAUACAACUCUUUGGUGGAUGAUGAAUGUGCCGAUUGCAACUCCGAAGAAAGCUGCAAUGUUAUGAGAUCAUCAGACAUGUUUAACUGUAUUGGCUCAUUUGGGUUAGAUGAGUCACAGAAAGAAGCUAUUUUGAGCAGUAUUUCCUUAAGGAAAUGCCUACACCAGGAGUACAAAGUGAAGCUUAUUUGGGGACCACCAGGGACAGGGAAGACCAAGACAGUUGCUUCAUUGCUCUUUGUAAUACUUAAGCAGAGGUGUUGCAGGACACUAACUUGUGCUCCCACAAAUGUAGCAGUGAUCCAGGUUGCAAAAAGACUCGUAACGCUGUUCUUAGAGUCCCUCACCUAUCACACUUAUGGAUUGGGAGACAUCGUCCUGUUUGGAAAUGAAAAAAGAAUGAAGAUUGAUGAUCACUAUGAGCUCGUAGACGUAUUUCUUAAAUAUAGGGUGGAAAUUCUUGAGGAAUGUCUUAAACCGUUAACAGGUUGGAGAGCUAGUCUUGAUUCGAUGAUGUAUCUACUUUCUGACCCCCAAGCGCGGUAUAAUGCUUACAUAGCAGGGGACAAAGAGACUAAGAUUGACAAGAAAGCUGAAAAUGGUGCUAAUGUUGUAGCCACCAAUGUAGUAAAAGUGGACAAAGAAAGAACAACUACUACAAAGAAAUGGAAGGAAAUCAUAAAUAAGUCCAUGAGUGAAAACAAGAAGGAAAACAGGAAGAAAGGAAAAGGAAAAGAACAAGCAGAUGGCAAGACAGGUGAUAAUGAAGGUGAUAAUGAAGGAACGAAGAUGGAAGUUAUGACAUUUGAGGACUUUCAGAGGAACAAAUUCUGCUCCGUAGCUGAUCGUUUAGUAUUUUGUGCUGAGAAUCUCUAUACUCAUUUACCAACUUCAUGCUUACCACUAGAUGUGGCCAAGCAGAUGAUUAGACUUGUUGUUCUACUUAGUGAGACCUUAGAAAGUGCAAGAAAAAAAGUCUGUCAGUUUUCUAAAUUACUUACAAAGAAGAGGAAAGAAAUCUUACCUAUAUUGGAAUUUCUUCAUCUUCGAUAUCCUAUACCCAAGAUUACUGGGAAUAUAAAGGAUUUUUGCUUGGAUAAUGCACACUUAAUAUUCUGUACUGCUUCAGGCUCCAUUAAAAUGAAAUCAUGCGUCGAAAUGGUGGUUAUUGAUGAAGCUGCACAGCUCAAGGAAUGCGAGUCAGCAAUUUCCUUACAGAUUCCUGGUGUGAAAACUGCUAUUCUCAUAGGUGAUGAUCGACAACUUCCGGCCAUGGUUCAAAGCGAGGUUUUGAAGAAGAAGAUUAACUUUGGAAGGAGUUUGUUCGAACGGAUGGUAAGAUUAGGGAAAAAGAAGCACCUUCUCAACAUUCAGUAUAGGAUGCAUCCUUCCAUAAGCUCAUUUCCGAAUAGACAAUUUUAUGAGAACAAGAUUGUAGAUGCACCAAAUGUCAAGGAAAUAAGCUAUGUUAAGAAUUUUCUUGACAAGGGCAUGUAUGGUACCUAUUCUUUCAUUAAUGUGUCGGGUGGAAAGGAGGACUUCAAGAAAGGGCACAGCCCAAGAAAUCUAGAGGAGGCGGAUGUUGUUGAUCGGAUUAUUGCAAAGCUCUUCAAAGAUUUUUAUUGUAUCACGAAACAGAAAGUUAGUGUGGGAGUAAUAUCACCCUACAAGGGUCAAGUAGGUUUACUCCAGGAAAAACUUGAGAAGAAAUACACCAAACAUAAGGAAAACUUUUGCAUCAACAUUCGUUCAGUUGAUGGCUUCCAAGGUGGUGAGGAGGAUAUCAUAAUAAUCUCAACUGUUAGAUGCAAUGGGAAUGGAUCUGUUGGGUUCCUUUCGAAUUGUCAGAGAACAAAUGUAGCUCUAACCAGGGCAAGGUAUUGUUUAUGGAUAGUUGGCAGUGGGAGUACUUUAGGGAACAGUACAUCUGUCUGGAACAGCCUUGUAUUCGAUGCCAAAACUCGAGGGUGUUUCUAUGAUGUAAAAGAUGAUAUAGACCUUAUUAAAGCAACACCAGCUGGUAAAACUGAUUUUUUCGGGUACCUAAAACUCGAGAAAGCAAGAUGGAAGGUUGUGUUUAGCAAUGACUUCAAGAUCUCUAUAUUAAGCAUAAAGAGCGUUGCGACUCAGAAGCGAGUUAAAGAACUGUUGCACAAGAUUGCUGAUGGGUGGCGUCAGUCUGACUCUGAGAAACUGGUGCAUGCUGUCACUGGUUAUGGUGCAGCUUAUGAAUUAUUGGAGCAGUACAAGGUUGCUGAUCAGCUAAAUCUUGCCUGGACAGUCGACAUCGUUAAGGAUAAUUCACAUUACACACAAGUUAUCAAGAUUUGGGACGUUUUACCAGGUUUUAGGAUUCCCAAUCUUGCUAAGAAUCUUAGUAUUCUGUUUGAAAAAUAUACAGUGGACUUCAUGAACAGUUGCAAGUACAAAUCUUUUGAAGGGAACUUGGUUGUACCGAUGUCAUGGCCACUUCAUUCGUUUCAUAACAGCCAUCUUACAGCUGAUCCUGCAGAUAGUAGUUUGUUAUAUCAAUUAUCUACUAUGAAUUUAGGAAACAAAAACAAUCAAGGAGAAACAAGACCAAGUGUUAGAAAGAAUAUCCCUGUGGUAUGGAAACAAGUACAAAGGUAAAAUGGUGGUAAAAGUUCGGGAUGAGCUUAAUGGCUUGGACAUGCUAGUGGGUUGGUGACCUCCAAGGCGAGCAACAAACCGUCUUUAGGAUUUAGGGCAAGCAAGGUAUACUUUCAGAUACGUAUGUAGUCUAACAUGCAAAUACAUAGAAUGUAAUGAACAAGAGAACAUGUGAGAACUAGGAGUGAACAACAGGUGAUAGCCUAGUGGUGUUGGCAUCACCUCCGAUCCUGGGAUCGAGUUUCACCCUCCUUGCAAGGGACUUUUACCUUAAAAAAAUGUGAGAACUAGAAGUAAGUAUAUAUUGGCAUUUCUGAAUGAUAUAACAAGAUCGUUUGGUUGUCCACAUGGUUGCGAGAUGAUGUUAAUAUCUUCUUGAUUAUAGUUGUUUCGGAGAAGGCUAAGAACUC
This is a messenger RNA of Beta vulgaris subsp. vulgaris (sugar beet), 4075 nucleotides long. RefSeq lists its product as uncharacterized. The coding region runs from base 390 to 3665 and encodes 1091 amino acids. The transcript has 11 exons. Lineage: Eukaryota; Viridiplantae; Streptophyta; Magnoliopsida; Caryophyllales; Amaranthaceae. Gene Ontology annotation, molecular function: helicase activity. The record is from RefSeq and is a predicted model, not a curated record.